AGAUACAGUGGGUGCCAAAACAAUAUGGCGGCCAUGGAAGACAGACGUACUUCAACUACAAUGAUCGGGGAUUUUUCUUCUGCACAAGACUCGAAUAAGGCUGAAAAUAUCUUCAAGUUCAAGGAUAUUGAGCCAACAGCGGACCCAUUUUGUGAUUACCCGUCGAGUAUCAGGGAUAACCACGUGCCUAUUGUCAUUGAUAAUGGUGGAUCACAGUGCAGGGUUGGCUGGGCAACAGACAAAACCCCAAGACUUAUGUUCAAGAACUUAGUGGCAAAAUCGAGAGGAAGAAAGGGAGAGCCUGACUCUGGUGGCUUGGCUGUCGGUAAUGAUAUCGGCAGUGUGGAGAUGAUUCGGUGGGCUUUAAGAACACCUUUUGACAGGGAUGUUGUUACUCAUUAUGAAUGCCAGGAACAAGUUCUUGAUCAUGCAUUCAGCCAUCUUGGGAUAAACACACCAGGGGGUGUCAAUCACCCGGUUAUCAUGACUGAACCUGUGUGCAACCCUAACUACUGCCGACAAUUGAUGUCCGAGCUACUGUUUGAAUGUUACCAUGUCCCGUCUGUGGCUUAUGGCAUUGACAGCUUGUUUAGCCUCUACAACAAUACACCAAACCCAGGUAGGACAAGUGCAUUGGUUGUGUCAUCAGGAUUCAACGUUAGUCAUGUGUUACCAGUGCUGAAUGGUAGACUGGAUGCUAGGAAUUGUAAAAGGAUAAAUCUUGGGGGAUGGCAAGCAGCCUGGUACAUGCAGAGGCUUCUCCAACUCAAGAACCCUGCCCACGCAGCCCAGAUCACGCUGGCACGAGCACAAGAGCUAGUGCAAGACCACACAUACAUUGCCAAGGACUAUAUUUCCGAGCUAGAGCAGUGGGCCUCUGAUGAGUACUAUGACAAGCAUGUGCAUAAAAUUCAGCUGCCAUUCAGUCAGCCUCAAGUUCCAGAAGCGAGUGGAGGGAAGGAUGGUGAGAAGGAGAAACUCAGGAGGCAACGGCAAGGAAAGAGACUACAAGAGAUUAAUGCUAGAAGAAGAGAGGAAAAGAUUGCCAAGGAAGAAGAAGAGCUGAAGCGACUCCAGGACAUUCUAAACCUCCAAACGCAAGACGAGGAUAGAUUUAAUGUAGAACUGGCAGAAGCCAACUUCCAAACACCAGAAGCUCUUCAAACGGCAAUCAAGACACUCACAGUAACAAUGAACAGACGCAAGGAAAAACUGGCCGCCAUGCAAGCGGCAGCAGAACUUGAUGAGACCGCCAAGGCAACUGGGGAUGGUGUUUACUCAGGGGUCGACAGUACGUCUGCCCAGCGGACUUCACCAGGGGACAGCAAGAAGAGGCAGCGAAGCCCGCGAGGUGCACUGGGAAGUAAGGAAGAAAGUGCUGGAAAACGCACAAAGGAGGAACUGAAAAAUGAAGAGCUACAGAAAGCACAGGAUGAUGAGCAAAAGGAAGAAGCAUAUGCACGGUGGCUGUCGGGAUUGCACAUGAGGCGAGAGGAAAUCAUGGAGGCCCGCGCUCAGCGUCGUCAGCGGAGGGAGGAGCUAGCCACGAGGAGGAGUCACGCUUCCAUGCAGCGCAUGCGCAUGCUAUCAAAACUUGCCUACGACCCUAACGUUCGUGAUGACGGGACUACGCGGCAGUCGCAGAAGAAAAACAAGGAAGACACAUUCGGUCAGAACGACGAGGACUGGAUGGUCUACAGAACCAUUAAUAAAGACGCGGGGGACUCCGACAGUGAAAAAGAACAAGAGGAAUUAAACGAACUCGAGAAUCUACUAAAGAAACACGACCCAGACUUCGCAAGAACUGAUGACAACAAGGCGCCGAUGAACUGGGCUGAGUAUUACCAGGUGAACCUUGGUGUGGAGCGUAUAAGGGUCCCUGAGAUAAUCUUCCAGCCCUCGAUGUUGGGCUUGGAGCAGGCAGGAAUUACUGAGACAAUGGGCUUCAUCCUCAGCCGUUACACGCCAGAGGUUCAAAGUGCUUUGGUCCAGAAUGUGUUUGUAACAGGCGGUAACACAAUGUACAACAACUUCAUGGCGCGCCUGGAGCGAGAGUUGCUGGCUAUCCGACCAUUCCAGUCCACAUUCCGCCUACAUUCCGCAGCAAACCCAGUCCUGGACGCGUGGUGUGGGGCACGUAAGUGGGUGACGUCACUAACCUCGCUCCAGUCCGCUAGCAUCACACAGCAAGAGUAUGAAGAGAAAGGCGGAGAGUACUUAAAGGAACAUUUCUCGUCAAACCUGUUUUUACCAUUGCCAGUUACACUAUCGGGUGGUAAAUCGACGUGACGACAAGGUACACAUCAUAUGACAAGUGUAUGACAAUUGCGAGGAGCGCUGAGGUCACCUUUUGUCAACCAUGUAUAUACGACAUACUCUUUUUUUAUAAGAACGUCCAGCCUGAGAUUUCACCAAA
This is a messenger RNA of Nematostella vectensis (starlet sea anemone), 2416 nucleotides long. Its product is annotated as actin-related protein 5. The record is from RefSeq and is a predicted model, not a curated record. The transcript has 19 exons. Gene Ontology annotation, biological process: regulation of DNA-templated transcription. NCBI's taxonomy places the organism in Eukaryota, Metazoa, Cnidaria, Anthozoa, Actiniaria, Edwardsiidae. Gene Ontology annotation, cellular component: Ino80 complex; cytoplasm. The coding region runs from base 25 to 2289 and encodes 754 amino acids.